AUGUUCAACAAGGCCGCCCGUUCCAGCAGGCAGUGGGCUUCGGCCCUGCAGACCGCGCGGCAAUCCUCCCUCCGCCAGCAGACACAGCAGCAGGUCCGCAAUCUGUCCAUCCACGAGUACCGUAGCGCCCAGCUCCUCGAUUCGUACGGCAUCGGYGUGCCCAAGGGAAACGUCGCCUACAAUGCAAAGGAGGCCGAGCAGAUCGCGUCGCAGAUUGGCGGCGAGGACAUGGUCAUCAAGGCGCAGGUGCUGGCUGGAGGGCGUGGAAAGGGCCACUUCGAUAACGGCUUCAAGGGUGGCGUGAGAAUCGUCUACUCUCCACGCGAAGCCUCGAUCCUGGCCGACCAGAUGAUCGGACACAAGCUCAUCACCAAGCAGACGGGGGAGCGCGGCCGGAUCUGCAACAGCGUCUACAUUGUCGAGCGCAAGUUUGCCCGUCGCGAGUUCUACCUGGCCAUCCUCAUGGACCGUGGCAGCCAAUCGCCCGUCAUCGUGGCCUCAUCCCAGGGUGGUAUGGACAUUGAGACGGUCGCCAAGGAGACCCCCGAGGCCAUCAUCACCACAAAGGUCGACAUCCACAAGGGCGUCACCGACGAGAUGGCCACUUCGGUCGCUACCAAGCUCGGCUUCUCCGAGCAGUGCAUCGAGGACGCCGCCAAAACCAUCCAGAAGCUCUACAAAAUCUUCAUGGAGAAGGAUGCGACCCAGAUUGAGAUCAACCCUCUGUCCGAGACUUCAGACCACAAGGUUCUCUGCAUGGAUGCCAAGCUCACCUUUGACGACAACGCCGAGUUCCGUCAAAAGGAAAUCUUCGACUGGCGUGAUGUUACCCAGGAGGACGCCGAUGAGGUCGCAGCCGGCGAGUCCGGCCUGAACUUCAUCAAGCUGGACGGUGAUAUUGGAUGUCUCGUUAACGGUGCUGGUCUUGCCAUGGCUACCAUGGACAUUAUCAAGCUCAACGGAGGCUCACCUGCCAACUUUUUGGACGUCGGUGGUGGUGCGACCCCCGAGGCCAUCAAGCAGGCUUUCGAUCUCAUCACCUCCGACCCCAAGGUCACAGCCAUCUUCGUCAACAUCUUCGGUGGUAUUGUCCGCUGCGACGCCAUCGCAAAGGGCCUCAUUUCCGUUGUAGAGAGCAUGAACUUGAGAAUACCUAUUAUCGCAAGAUUGCAGGGUACCAACGGCGAGCAGGCACACAAGUUGAUCWACGAGUCAGGCUUGAAGAUCUUCAGCAUUGAUGACCUGCAAACAGCUGCCGAGAAGAGCGUGCAAUUCAGCAAAGUUGUAAAGAUUGCUCGCGACAUCGAUGUUGGUGUUGAGUUCACGCUUGGAAUCUAG
Molecule: messenger RNA, 1338 nt
Organism: Ramularia collo-cygni
Lineage: Eukaryota; Fungi; Ascomycota; Dothideomycetes; Mycosphaerellales; Mycosphaerellaceae
Product: probable succinyl-CoA synthetase beta subunit
Exons: 3
Coding region: 1-1338 (445 amino acids)
Biological process (GO): tricarboxylic acid cycle; succinyl-CoA metabolic process
Cellular component (GO): succinate-CoA ligase complex; mitochondrion
Molecular function (GO): succinate-CoA ligase (ADP-forming) activity; ATP binding; metal ion binding
Source: RefSeq, a predicted model, not a curated record